Penicillium subrubescens is the source of this 4512-nucleotide messenger RNA. RefSeq names its product pleiotropic drug resistance family ABC transporter. Gene Ontology annotation, cellular component: membrane. Gene Ontology annotation, molecular function: ATP binding; ABC-type transporter activity; ATP hydrolysis activity. Lineage: Eukaryota; Fungi; Ascomycota; Eurotiomycetes; Eurotiales; Aspergillaceae. Gene Ontology annotation, biological process: transmembrane transport. The transcript is spliced from 5 exons. Bases 1 to 4512 code for a protein of 1503 amino acids. The record is from RefSeq and is a predicted model, not a curated record.
AUGGCGUCACCACAGCCUCCCGCUCCGUUUGGGAGUAGUGCCGUAUCACAGACAACGGCGCGUCAGAUGAAUCAGCGCCUCGAGGAAUACACGAGUGAGGAAGGAUCGCAAAAGGAUAGUGCCGGUGAUAUCGACGACUCAGCAACCCCCGUCACGGCCGAGGACACCGAAAAUAUCCGACAUAAAGAAAUCACGGCGCUGGCCCGGACCUUAUCCCAGCUGUCCAACAAAGGCUAUGCGGAAAAGGACGCACCCCACCAUGAGGGGAUCAACACUUUCCUAGAAACGGACCAGAACCCUGAACUCAACCCCAAUGAUGCGGAUAAUUUCAACUCGCGCAAGUGGGCCAAGAACUUUCUCCAGAUGACCUCGCGUGAUCCAGACCGGUACCCGCGUCGCACGGCAGGUGUCUCGUUUCGCAACCUCAACGUUUUCGGGUAUGGCACGGCGGCGGAUUACCAGACCAACUUUGGCAAUGCUUGGCUGAAGAUGGCGAGUUGGGUCCAGGGCCAGUUGGGUCUGCGUGAGAAGAAGCGCAUUGAUAUCCUGAGAAACUUUGAGGGAAUCGUGAAUGAGGGUGAGAUGUUGGUGGUUCUCGGUCGUCCUGGCAGUGGAUGCUCCACUUUCUUGCGAACCAUCGCUGGUGAAACUCAUGGUCUGUUCCUCGCUGAGGGAUCCGAUAUCGAAUACGAGGGUAUCUCGUGGGAUCACAUGCAUGGACGCUUCCGUGGUGAAGUGAUCUACCAGGCAGAAACAGAGAUUCACUUCCCUAUGUUGACUGCAGGAGAGACCCUCCUGUUCGCGGCCCAAGCUCGCGCCCCAAGCAAUCGCCUUCCGGGAGUCACCCGUGACCAGUACGCAGAGCACAUGCGUGAUGUAGUGAUGGCCAUGCUUGGCCUGACCCACACCAUGAAUACCAAGGUUGGCAAUGAGUUUAUUCGUGGUGUGUCCGGAGGCGAGCGCAAGCGUGUGAGUAUUGCGGAAACUACACUCUGCGGCAGCCCCCUGCAGUGUUGGGACAACAGUACUCGUGGUCUGGAUAGCUCAACUGCCCUAGAAUUUGUCAAGAACAUCCGCUUGUCCGCCGAAUACAGCGGAUCCACUGCUGUUGUGGCUAUCUAUCAGGCCAGUCAGUCGAUUUAUGACAUCUUCGACAAAGCCAUUGUGCUGUAUGAGGGCCGCCAGAUUUACUUUGGCAGAGCUGACGAUGCUCGGCGCUUCUUCGUCGACAUGGGCUUCUACUGCCCUGAUCGCCAAACCACUGCAGACUUCCUGACAUCGCUGACUAGUCCAUCGGAACGCCGCGUUCGAGACGGUUUCGAGGGUCUUGUGCCACGCACUCCCGAUGAGUUUGCAGCCCGUUGGCGAGAUAGCUCUGAGCGAAAGCAGCUCUUGCAGGAAAUCCAGGACAGCCGUGACCAUCAUCCAGUCGAUGGAGAAAAGUUUGAAUCCUUCAACCGCUCUCGGGCCGCAGAGAAGGCAAAAGGCACUCGUGCCCAAUCACCGUACACCCUCUCGUAUGCCAUGCAGGUCAAGCUUUGCCUGUGGCGUGGAUUCCUGCGGCUCAAGGGUGAUAUGAGCAUGACUAUUGCGUCGGUCAUUGGUAACACCAUCAUGGGUAUUAUUAUCUCCACUGUGUUCACCAACCUACCAAACAACACCGGUAGCUUCUUCCAGCGCGGUGCCUUGCUCUUCUUUGCGAUUUUGUUGAACGCAUUUGCCAGCUCCCUGGAAAUUUUGACCCUCUGGCAACAGCGGCCCAUCGUUGAGAAGCACUACAAAUAUGCGUUGUACCAUCCUUCCGCGGAGGCUAUCAGCUCGUACAUCGUGGAGAUGCCUUCCAAGGUUCUUGUUGCGGUCACGUUCAACAUCAUCAUUUACUUCAUCCCGCAUCUCCGUCGCACUGCAGGCCACUUCUUCGUCUUCUGGCUCUUCUCUUUCACCACUACGCUGGUGAUGUCCAACCUCUUCCGCACGAUCGGCGCAAGUUCUCGUUCCAUGGCCCAAGCAAUGGUGCCAUCGUCGAUUUUCAUGAUGAUUCUGGUGAUCUACACCGGUUUCACGAUUCCAGUCAGAGACAUGCACCCAUGGUUCCGUUGGCUCAACUAUUUGAAUCCAAUUGCGUAUGCUUUUGAAUCCCUCAUGAUCAACGAGUUCAGUGGGCGACGGUUCCCUUGCUCCGACUAUGUUCCCGGUGGCCCCCUGUACUCCAACGCCCCUCUCAGCUCCAAGGUUUGCUCACAGAAAGGUGCUAUUGCUGGCCAGGAUUUCAUCGACGGUGAUGCUUACAUCAAUACCACCUUCCACUACUACAAGUCCCAUCUGUGGCGAAACUUCGGUAUUCUUUGUGCCUUUUUCAUUGCCUUCCUUAUCGCCUACAUCGUCUCCAGUGAGUACAUCCGUGCUCAGCCAUCCAAGGGUGAGAUCCUGGUCUUCCCUCGUGGCAAGAUUCCGGCCUUUGCAAAAAAGACUCGCCAAGACGACGACCCCGAAGAAGCGGCACAGGGAGAGAAACAACAAGUGGUGGGAGAAGCUCAGGACCUGGCUGUUCGAAGUGCUGCCCUUGCCAAGCAAACUGCCAUUUUCCACUGGGAGAAUGUCUGCUACGAUAUCAAGAUCAAGAAAAAGCCUCGCCGGAUUCUUGACAGUGUGGAUGGAUGGGUCAAGCCUGGAACACUCACUGCUCUGAUGGGUGUAACCGGUGCAGGUAAAACUUCCUUGCUGGAUGUGCUCGCAAACCGAAUUACCAUGGGUGUCAUCACCGGAGAGAUGCUGGUUGAUGGUCGUCCUCGGGAUGGCUCUUUCCAACGAAAGACUGGCUACGUUCAACAGCAGGAUUUGCACCUAGAGACCAGCACUGUUCGCGAGGCCCUCGUUUUCAGUGCACUUCUUCGCCAACCACACAGUACUCCACGCCAGGAGAAGCUUGCCUAUGUGGAAGAGGUCAUCCGAAUGCUAGAGAUGGAGGCUUACGCAGAGGCUGUUGUGGGUGUCUUAGGUACUGGCCUGAACGUCGAGCAACGUAAACGCCUGACCAUCGGUGUGGAGCUCGCUGCUAAGCCGGAUCUGCUACUGUUCUUUGAUGAGCCAACCUCGGGUCUUGACAGUCAAACCGCUUGGUCAAUUUGCAGCUUGAUGCGGAAAUUGGCAGACCAUGGACAAGCCGUCCUUUGCACCAUUCACCAGCCUUCUGCCAUGCUGAUGCAGCAGUUUGAUCGACUGUUGUUCCUGGCCAAAGGUGGCCGGACGGUGUACUUCGGAGAUCUUGGCGAGAAUAUGGAGACACUGAUCAAGUACUUUGAGGACAAGGGAUCGAUCAAGUGUCCCGAGAAUGCCAAUCCUGCAGAGUGGAUGCUCGAGGUUAUUGGCGCUGCCCCCGGGUCUCAUGCGGACCGUGACUGGGCAGAAGUCUGGACCAACAGUUCUGAGCGAGCUCAAGUUCGAGAAGAAUUAGAAGUGAUGAAGUCCGAGCUGUCACGGAAGCCGGUACCCGAAGCGACGGCUGGAUACGGCGAGUUCGCGACACCCAUUUGGUACCAGUUCCUCGUUUGCAUCCAACGCAUGUUCCAGCAGUACUACCGCAGUCCUGGCUACCUGUAUUCGAAGACCGCCAUGUGUGUCUUUCCGCCAAUUUUCAUCGGGUUCACCUUCUGGCGUAUGCCAAACACGCUUCAGGGGUUGCAGAACCAGAUGUUUGCCAUCUUCAUGCUGCUGAUUAUCUUCCCGAAUCUGGUCCAGCAGAUGAUGCCCAGCUUUGUAACUCAGCGAGCACUGUAUGAGGUGCGCGAGCGGCCUUCCAAGGCAUAUUCGUGGAAGGCAUUCAUGCUGGCCAGUAUCUUCGUGGAACUGCCCUGGAACAUUCUCAUGUCGGUACCCGUGUACUUCUCUUGGUACUAUCCGAUUGGACUUUACCGCAAUGCGCCGCCUGGCGAGGUGACAUCACGUGGUGGCACGAUGUUCUUGUUAAUCCUCAUCUUCUUGAUGUUCACCUCGACCUUCAGUUCGAUGAUGAUUGCAGGAAUUGAGCAGCCGGAGACUGGUAGUAAUCUGGCACAGUUGCUGUUCUCUCUGUGCUUGGUGUUUAACGGUGUCCUGGCGAGUCCGUCGGCGUUGCCACGCUUCUGGAUUUUCAUGUACCGGGUAUCGCCGUUUACGUAUCUCGUGUCGGCGGUGCUCUCAACGGGAUUAUCCGGUGGCACUGCUGAAUGCUCCAGCAUUGAGCUUCUCAAGGUCGACCCGCCCAGUGGUCAGAACUGCUCUGCUUACCUGAGUCAGUAUGUCGACCUGUACCAGGCGAACUUGCUGAACCCGGAGGCGACCUCGGGUUGUCAGAUUUGCUCGAUCCGGUCCACGGACGCCUUCCUGGCUCAGUUGAGCAUCAAGUUCUCCGACCACUGGCGGAACGUGGGGUUGUUGUUUGUGUACGUGGGCUUCAACAUUGUGAUGGCCCUCUUGCUGUACUGGCUGAUCCGCGUGCCAAAGAAGUGGUCGCGUAAGGUGAAGACGGAGUGA